AUGUCAGUAUCCCUGGGUGCCCCACUGAGCUGUGCAGGGCAUGUCUUUGCCAGUAUGGCCAUAGCCUUGGUCUAUGGCCCUGUUCAGUGGCUGCAGAUCUGGACACAGGCACACCCUACUGUGGAUCUAGACCAGUGGCUCACCUUGCCCAUCUUUACAUGGCCAACAGCCUGGUGCCUCUCCCUCCCCAGAGACUGGACGCCCUGGAGGUUGCUGUGCGGAUGCCUAUCCCUGUUCACUUAUAGCCUUGGCUUGCUGCGCUGGCAGGGAUUUGAGGCUGUGUCGGGUGCUCACGUGGUAGCCGCCACUGGGGAGGCCCUGCAUACCUCCUCAGUCACCUGUUUCACCUUGAGUCUGCUCUCCUGCCUGGACUUUGUGGUCCUCCAGCUACAUGACCGACAGCUUGCAUGGUGGUGUCCCUUCUAGUACCUCACGGGCCACUUAUGAUCUAAGGUUUUAGACGUACUCCAGUUCCACUUUGCAUUUUUGUUUCUGACAAAUUUAAACACUUGCCCAAGACCUGAUCCCUAG
Molecule: messenger RNA, 531 nt
Organism: Jaculus jaculus (lesser Egyptian jerboa)
Lineage: Eukaryota; Metazoa; Chordata; Mammalia; Rodentia; Dipodidae
Gene: Tmem187
Product: transmembrane protein 187
Cellular component (GO): transport vesicle
Source: RefSeq, a predicted model, not a curated record